Amphimedon queenslandica is the source of this 1562-nucleotide messenger RNA. RefSeq names its product NEDD8-activating enzyme E1 catalytic subunit-like. The record is from RefSeq and is a predicted model, not a curated record. The transcript is spliced from 16 exons. The coding region runs from base 16 to 1437 and encodes 473 amino acids. Gene Ontology annotation, biological process: protein neddylation. Lineage: Eukaryota; Metazoa; Porifera; Demospongiae; Haplosclerida; Niphatidae. Gene Ontology annotation, cellular component: nucleus; cytoplasm. Gene Ontology annotation, molecular function: NEDD8 activating enzyme activity.
UAUGCCAAUUGCAUAAUGGAAAUUGCAGUGAAUUGCUCCUCCUACAAGAGAUUAAGCCACACCCUUACACUCUCAGCAAUGGAUCCAAUGGAAGUAGCAACUUCAACGACUGUACCUAGUGACGGUAACAUACCAGCUGGUAGAUGGGAGAGUAUUCAAUAUCUGCUCACUCGUGGUAGCCCUUUGGCUCAUCCUGACUUUGAACCAAGUGAAGAGACGUUACAGUUCAUGAGGGACAUUUGUAAACUGCUGGUGAUCGGAGCAGGUGGUCUUGGCUGUGAACUAUUAAAAGAUUUAGCUUUGAUGGGUUUCACUAACAUCGACUGCAUAGACAUGGAUACCAUUGAUGUAUCAAACCUUAACCGUCAGUUCCUCUUUAGGCCAAAAGAUGUUGGACAGCCCAAAGCUACUGUUGCUGCUCGAUUCGUUAACGAGAGAGUACCAGGGGUUAAUGUGACACCACAUUUUGCUAAAAUUCAAGACUUUCCACCGGAUUUUUACAAAAAAUUUCACAUCAUUGUGUGUGGUUUAGACUCAGUAGUAGCUAGGAGAUGGAUCAAUGGAAUGGUGCUCAGUCUGCUACAGUACGAUAAUAAUGAUCAGUUAGACCCCAGCAGUAUCAUACCACUGGUUGAUGGAGGGACUGAAGGGUUCAAAGGUCAUGCUAGAGUUAUACUAGCAGGAAUGACAGCAUGUAUGGACUGCACAAUGGACUUAUACCCACCUCAAAUCAAUUAUCCAUUAUGUACAAUUGCUACGAAGCCACGCCUACCUGAACACUGUAUCGAAUAUUCUAAAAUAAUCCUCUGGCCAAAAGAGAAACCUUUCGGUGAAGGCGUGUCUAUUGAUGGCGAUAAUCCAGACCAUAUAAUGUGGCUAUUUGAAAAGGCGCAACAAAGAGCAGAGGAGUUUAGGAUACAGGGGGUCAGCUAUCGGCUGACACAAGGCGUUAUAAAGCACAUUAUUCCAGCUGUAGCGUCCACUAACGCAGUGAUAGCCGCCGCCUGUGCCACUGAAGUAUUUAAACUAGCUACAAGCUGUAGUCUUCCUAUGCAGAAUUACAUGGUCUUUAAUGAUGUAGAUGGAGUAUAUACUUUUACUUUUGAAUACGAGAGAAAGGAAGAUUGUAUUGCUUGCUCCACUCGCCCUGUUACAGUCACUGUCAGUGAAGAGGCUACACUAAGAGUCCUUUAUGAUCUCCUGUGUGAGAGUGAUCAAUUUAUGAUGAAGGCCCCCAGCCUGACAACUGUUAUCAAGGAUACGAACAAAACACUUUAUAUGCCUACUGUUCCUGCAAUAGAGGAAGCAACAAAAUGCAAUUUAGAUAAAAAAUUAACAGCUCUGGGUAUUACUGAUAAUCACAUUGUAACUGUUGCUGAUCAAACAACUCCCAAGUCAAUUCUUAUCCACGUUAAGUUUAGUUUCAAUAUGGAGUAAAGGGAAUAUCAAUAUCUAUCAGCAAAUUAUUAGCAACUAAAGAGUGUUAAUUUCUGUUGUGUUUGCACUGUAUGUGUGUGUGUAUGUACGUGUAUGUUCAAAUUAAGAAGUUUCUGCUAAAGCAA